UCUUCCCUUCUCCAUUGUCUGCUCGCAAGCCCUCGCUCUCUCUCCCUCUUGUCCACACUCACAGAGGAGGCAACACGCAGGAUUCACCAUCUCCUUCCCGACACAGAAGAGAGGGGAGCCGAGGCAUCCCUCCGAGGUGUGGGGGGAUUUCCCCCUCCUGCCAGAUGCCGGGGGAUUAGCAGCUCCCUCCUCCCAUCGGAGCCCCUUUGGCAUUGUGGAAGGCGAAGAGGGAGAGAGGAGAAGGCGAAAAAAGCCCUCGGAACGCCUGCAACCAGGAAAUUGCUCUCCAAACAGCAGGUGGCUGGUUAAGCAGCAUGCCUUUGUUCUUAACUGCUGAAUCGAGCACCCCGUAGUCACUGGCUUCAGUGUUUAUCUUCCAAGAGAUGUCUGCAACUAGAGGCAAUGGAGAACACUGGAAAUCCUUGGAGUCUGUGGGGAUUAGCCGCAAGGAGCUGGCUCUUGCGGAAGCCCUGCAGAUGGAGUAUGAUGCCCUGUCCCGCCUGAGGCAAGACAAAGAGGAGAGCCAAGCCAAGCAAAAUUCUGACCAGCCUCUUAUUUCUUGGGAUGAUCCAAUUCUGGAUUACAACAAACCUGCUGUAAGGAAUGACUGCCACAAUAUCAAGGUCAUGCGAGGCCUAUCCGGCUCAGACUCAACUCUUAAUUACAAUGCCCUCUCUGGCCAGGAGGGUUCAAGAGCUUUUGAAAGCAGUAAUACUACCUCAUCCACUCUGCUGCCUGAGCCAGAGAGCCAGCCUUGGUUGAAGGGACCUCUCUCUAGUGACUACUUGUAUAUCUAUGAUAGCACAGGGCAUGAUUUUGUCAAGGAGCCCCUCAAUAGUUCAUCCUGCCAGAACCGUAGUGGCAGCAGUUCCCCUAAGAAGCUUUCUCCACCCCCUUUGCCCCCUCGCAUUGCCAUCUGGGACACCUCAGAAGUGAAUCAAGCUUCUCUCAAAGAGUCCCAACCCAACGAUAUCAACAUGUUCUCUUCAUCCCAGGAGAGACCUGAUGGGAAAUGGCUAGGGCGUAGAAUCUCAGAGGAGGACCCAUAUAGCACAGUAGACUAUGAUGGCAUCAAUGAUGCUAUCACCCGACUCAACCUCAAGUCCACUUAUGACACUGAACUUUUGAGGGAAACCACCUGGAGCUGGAAGGAAGGGAGAAGUAUUUUUGAGAAAGAAAGUAGUGGGAAGCCAGUUGCUCGUAGCAAGACUAUGCCUCCUCAGGUCCCUCCCAGGACUUAUGUCUCCAGGUCCGGUGGACGAAAGAAUGCGGCACUCAACAAGAACUGGAGGAUAUCAGCGGAUCCGGCCACUUCUCGCCAUCAUCCAGUGGCCAAUGGCUACGAGCUGUUUGAGGUUUCUGAAGAGAAGGACGAAGAAGUGGCUGCUUUCUGCCAUAUGCUGGAUGUAUUGAGAUCUGGUUACAGUACCAAAGACUAUUCCCUCACUGGUUAUGUCUGGAGCGCUGUCAACCUGAGCCCAGAACACCUUGGCCAUGGAAUCAGCUUGAAAGUGACAGUGGUUUAUGACAGCUUGCAGGAACCUCUCACCUUCACUUGUGACUGUUCUUCCACGGUGGAUUUGCUCAUCUACCAGACAUUGUGCUACACUCAUGAUGAAUUGCGUGACAUUGACGUGGAUGACUUUGUUCUGAAACUUUGUGGCCUGGAGGAAUUCUUGCAAAAUAAGCAACCACUGGGAAGUCAUGAAUAUAUUCAGCACUGCAGGAAGUUUGACAUUGACAUCCGGCUGCAAUUGAUGAAGAGGACCGCUGUGUGCACUGACUUGGCAAGGACGGUGAAUGAUGACCAAAGUCCUUCUACCCUCAACCACUAUGUUCACCUCCAGGAGAGGCCAAUCAAGCAAACCAUCACCAGGCAGGCCUUGAGUCUUCUCUUUGAUACCUUUCAUAAUGAAGUUGAUGCAUUCCUAGCUGCUGAGGGAGACUUCCAGCUGAAGGCAGAGCGAGUGAUCCAAUCUGUCAUGGCCAUUUGCAAUGCUUUGGCUGCUGUGGAGUCCCAGGAGAUCACGGGAGCCUUGAAUCAGCUACCACCUUGUCCCUCUCGUAUGCAGCCCAAAAUCCAGAAGGAUCCAAAUGUUUUGGCCAUGAGAGAAAACAGAGAGAAAAUUGUGGAAGCUUUGACAGCCUCCAUCUUGGAUCUAGUGGAACUCUACUGCAACACAUUCAAUGCAGACUUCCAGACUGUGGUACAUGAGAACAGAAAGCAUUAUCUCUCCCAAGAAGCCUGCCUUCUUUCUUGCCCCCUCUCCUUUACAGUGUACGCCACACAUCGUAUACCUAUCACUUGGGCUACAAGCUAUGAAGAUUUUUACCUUUCCUGCUCACUUAGCCAUGGUGGCAAAGAGCUCUGCAGCCCCUUACAAACUCGGAAAGCUCAUGUAUACAAGUAUCUCUUUCAUCUUAUCAUCUGGGACCAACAAAUCUGUUUCCCAAUUCAAGUGAACCGCCUACCACGAGAGACCCUUCUGACUGCCACACUCUAUGCCAUUCCAGUCCCUCCUCCAGGGAGCUCUUCAGAAGCAAACAAGCAGCGCCGAGUCCCAGAGGCUUUAGGCUGGGUCACCACUCCACUCUUCAACUUUCGGCAGGUCCUGACUUGUGGACGGAAACUCCUAGGUUUGUGGCCAGCAACUCAAGGUUCCUCUAGUGCAAGAUCAAGUGCUCCCAAUUUCAACCAGCCCGACAGUGUUAUUCUGCAGAUUGACUUCCCAAGCUCAGCAUUCGAAGUGAAGUUUACUAAGCCACCACCAGCAGAGUUCAGUCCCCAGUACAAUUUCAACUGCCUUUCGGGGGGAGACCAGAAGAAGCUGAAGGAGGUGAUGCAGAAGGAAUCACUCUAUUGGUUAACAGAUGCUGACCGGAAGCGGCUAUGGGAAAAGCGUUAUUACUGUCAUUCUGAGCCAGGCUCAUUACCUCUGCUCCUUGCUAGUGCCCCAAGCUGGGAGUGGGCCUGCUUGCCUGACAUCUAUGCCCUGCUGAAACAAUGGACGCACAUGAAUCACCAGGAUGCCCUUGGGCUCCUCCAUGCAGCGUUCCCAGAUCAGGAGGUAAGAAGAACAGCAGUGCAAUGGAUUGACUCCAUAUCUGAUGCAGAACUACUGGAUUACCUGCCCCAGUUGGUACAGGCUCUCAAAUAUGAAUGCUACUUGGACAGUCCCCUGGUGCGGUUUCUUAUGAAGCGAGCCAUCUGUGACCUGAGGAUCACCCAUUAUUUCUUCUGGUUACUGAAAGAUGGUCUCAAGGAUUCUCAGUUCAGCAUCCGUUACCAGUACCUGCUGGCGGCUCUACUGUGUUGCUGUGGGAAGGGCCUGCGAGAAGAGUUUGACCGCCAGUGCUGGCUUGUUAACACCCUGGCUAAACUGGCACAGCAGGUCCGUGAAGCAGCUCCAUCAUCCCGACAGACUAUUCUUCGGGACGGCCUGGAGGAUGUAAAGCAGUUCUUCAACGUUAAUGGCUCUUGUCGGCUACCACUUAGUCCCAGUCUUCUGGUGAAGGGGAUUGUGCCACGGGAUUGUUCCUAUUUCAACUCCAAUGCUGUCCCUCUGAAGCUCUCCUUCCAGAAUGUUGAUCCUCUUGGGGAGAAUAUCCGUGUUAUUUUUAAGUGUGGAGAUGAUCUCCGGCAGGACAUGCUAACUUUGCAGAUGAUUCGCAUAAUGAACAAGAUCUGGGUGCAAGAAGGUUUAGACAUGCGCAUGGUCAUAUUCCGUUGUUUCUCCACAGGUCGUGGCCGGGGAAUGGUUGAGAUGAUCCCUAAUGCAGAAACUCUGCGAAAGAUCCAGGUGGAGCAUGGUGUCACAGGCUCCUUUAAGGAUCGUCCCCUUGCUGAUUGGCUACAGAAACACAACCCCAAGGAGAAUGAAUAUGAAAAGGCAGUGGAGAACUUUAUCUAUUCCUGUGCAGGCUGCUGUGUAGCCACAUAUGUGUUGGGAAUCUGUGACCGGCACAAUGACAACAUUAUGCUCAAGACCACUGGACACAUGUUCCACAUUGACUUUGGCAGAUUUCUAGGCCAUGCACAGAUGUUUGGUAACAUAAAGAGGGACCGAGCCCCAUUUGUCUUCACAUCAGACAUGGCUUAUGUCAUCAAUGGUGGGGACAAACCAUCUAGUCGCUUCCAUGAUUUUGUUGAUCUUUGUUGCCAAGCUUACAACCUGAUCCGCAAGCACACUCAUCUCUUCAUCAAUCUUCUAGGCCUGAUGCUAUCUUGUGGAAUCCCUGAGCUCUCUGACCUUGAGGACCUAAAGUAUGUCUAUGAUGCUCUGAGACCACAGGACUCUGACGCAGAUGCCACCACCUAUUUUACCAGACUAAUAGAAUCCAGCCUGGGCAGCGUGGCCACAAAACUCAACUUCUUCAUUCACAAUCUGGCACAGAUGAAGUUUACAGCUUCAGACACCCGGCCGACACUUUCUUUUGCUCCCCGUGUGCAUACGAUCAAGACAUCUAGUAGGAUCCUUGACGUCUACCUCUGCCGCCAUGAGAAGAUCUUCAAUCCCAGCAAGGGCUAUAUAUACAUUGUGAAGGUGAAACGAGAGAAUCCCUCUGAGAUCUCCUACAUCCAGCGGACUUUUGAGGAGUUCCAAGAGCUGCAUAACAAGCUACGUCUGAUCUUCCCCUCCUCAGAUCUUCCAAGCUUUCCUAGCAGGUUUGUGAUUGGACGAUCACGAGGAGAGGCAGUGGCUGAGAAGAGGAAAGAGGAGCUGAAUGGCUACAUUUGGCAUCUGAUCCAUGCUGCCCCUGAAGUGGCCGAGUGUGACCUGGUGUAUACAUUUUUCCACCCACUUCCAAGAGAUGAAGUUGCUGCAGGCACCUGCCCAGUUCCAAAGUUGGCAGAUGCAACAUGGUCCCAACCUGUUGGAAAAGUGGGUGGGGAGGUGAAGCUGUCAGUCUCCUACAAGAACAACAAGCUCUUUAUCAUGGUGAUGCACAUCCGAGGUCUGCAGCCUAUUCAGGAUGGCAGUGAUCCCGACCCUUAUGUCAAAAUUUACCUUCUGCCUGACCCCCAGAAAACUACCAAGAGAAAAACCAAAGUUGCUCGAAAAACCUGCAACCCAACUUACAAUGAAAUGCUUGUCUAUGAUGGCAUUCCUAAAGGCGACCUCCACCAGCGAGAGCUUCAUCUCAGCGUCCUGAGUGAAGAGGGCUUUUGGGAAAACAUCCUCCUUGGGGAGGUCAUUAUCAGACUGCGGGACCUGGAUCUGACACGGGAAAAGAUGGGCUGGUUUGAAUUGGGCUCUAGGAGUCACGGGACCAUGUGAAGAGCAAAGAGGCAGCUGCAAUGUCUUUGGAACCACUUUGGCUCCUUGCGAGCCCCUGGGAAUUGGUGCAUGUUCCAGAAGUUAUAUUCUGGUAUAUCUGAAAGGGUUUACUUCCCUGAAAAUAAGAAGGAUGGAUAUGUUGUUUCUCUGCAAAUGAAGGGUUAAUUUCCUGUGGAGAAUGAGAAUGUUGGGAUUGAGUCAUGAGAGGAAAUUCUCUUAUGACUUGAAAAAGCUGCCAUAGAAGGACUUUUUUUAUAAAUACAUUUACCUUGUGUCAAGGGAACAAUGACUUAAAGUGGGGGAGUUGAAAUGUUCAGUGCUCUUCCUCACCUCUUUAGGAUAUUUUUAAUUUUUUAAAAAACAAAUAGUAAAACAUUUGAGCCCACACAAGAUAGGAUGGAAUCCAAGUGGAGAAGGAACUUUUCAGUCUGGGCUGAAUCAUCAGUGCGAUUCUUAAUUGAUUUUCUCAAGACUGUUUUAAUUUUUUUAAUGGAAUGCUUGCAUAUGAGCUGGGGAGGGAAGGGAAUAUAUAUGGGAUAGAUGUGAAUGAUAGUUUAAACCCUUAUCUCUGGGAUAUGAGCUAAUGUGCUCCACCUCAAGCCAUCUUGGAGAAUUUGCUUCCAAAGGAGAGCUAUGUAACUUGUACAUGAGUAGAGCUUAAAAUUCCUGAUUUCCUGCAAGGAAAACGUAAUCUGGAAGGCAUGCACACUUGGAUUAGACUCUGGAUUUGUUCGAAGAAGACAGAAGGUAACAGUAUUUCCUCUUGAUCCCACAAAGGCCUUGGCUGCCAGUGUUUACAAAGUUGUCAAAUUCAUUUUCACUGAGGGCCACAUCAGCCUUAUUGCCUUCAAAGGCCAUUUGUAAUUGUCAAACUAUAUAAAUGUAAUUACAUGUUGCCCUGGCAUUGAAAGCCUCAUGGGCCACAUAAAAAUAUAGGGUGGGCCAGAUUCGGCCCACAGGCCUUGCAUUUCACACAGUGUCACCUCCGCUUACCUUGCGUGCUUAUCUGAAUUGCCUCUCUCUCAUACUGGGCAGUCUGAGGAAUCUGACAAAUUGCAUCAAGUUUGGGAAGCAGAGGGUUUUCAUGACUAUAAGAGGGAGAAACUGGUCUUAUCUCUCCUAAACUGUGACUUUGGAGAACUGAUUCUGUGAAUUAGCCAAAUAUCCUUUAUGGCAGUCAGUCUCCUAGGUUUGGUAAUUUCUUUCCAGGUUACCUAACUGCUGUUGCCUAAAGUGCAGAUUACCUUAGCUCAUUUUAAAGCUGUUAUGGAUUAUCUUCUUUAGUGUUACUGCAGGCUCUUCUUUCAUGAUGUUGGGUUGGACGCCAGAGAAUAAUGAUAAAAGUACGGGAUAACUGGUGAAAAGGUUACUUUGGCAUUAGCCAUUAAGCACCAAUGAUUUCUGGAAGCAUUUAUGUGCACCACCUGCAUUGCAACAACUCUCAUAGAGCAGGUGGCCACAAGCUGUUUCUUUCUUCAAGAAGUAAAACUUUAUUUAAAAAAGGAAAAAGCAACACCAGGUGGGAAAAUCACCAACUUUUAAAAAUCCUUUUCUCUUAUAGCUAAUAACUAUAUAAAAGACCAGGUUGAUGUUGUUGUUGUUAUUGUUACUGUUGUUUUAUAAAAAACAUAUUUUUACAGGAUGUCCUAUUUGGGCAUUGCCAUUUGCCUCCUUGAAUAAAAGAGACAGCACUUCAAACUAGGAAGGGGGAGUCUUUCCACAUCUCAGGCAAGAGCCUUGCAACUCCAAGCCUGUCCUUUCGUAGUCCUUUCUGAGUAUUUGUUUACAAUGAGAACUCCCUAACAAUUGACUGUUUCUCAGGAUCAAAAAAUGUUCUUAACAUUUUAAAAUGAAUACAUUGGGAGAAGGCUGUUUUUUCACUCUUUCAUUGACUGAAGUUUAUCUGAAAGUGGCAUCUUACCAAUGUGCACAGAGAUGUAGGUGGAUUUCAAAGAGACAACAACUGAACAGGAUAUUGGCUGUGUUCUUAUGUCAUCCGUCCUAUAGGAAACAAGGUAGAGAUGGCACAUUAUGGAAACCUGUAUCUUUUCCUGUUGUAAAAUGGUGGCAUUGAUUCAAAAUAAAGAAAUGGAAAUGGAAAUCA
Messenger RNA from Anolis sagrei ordinatus, 7383 nucleotides. RefSeq names its product phosphatidylinositol-4-phosphate 3-kinase catalytic subunit type 2 beta (gene PIK3C2B). Gene Ontology annotation, cellular component: plasma membrane; cytoplasm; phosphatidylinositol 3-kinase complex. Lineage: Eukaryota; Metazoa; Chordata; Lepidosauria; Squamata; Anolidae. Gene Ontology annotation, molecular function: 1-phosphatidylinositol-4-phosphate 3-kinase activity; phosphatidylinositol binding; 1-phosphatidylinositol-3-kinase activity. The record is from RefSeq and is a predicted model, not a curated record. Gene Ontology annotation, biological process: phosphatidylinositol-3-phosphate biosynthetic process; phosphatidylinositol-mediated signaling; phosphatidylinositol 3-kinase/protein kinase B signal transduction.